Dimorphilus gyrociliatus is the source of this 4969-nucleotide messenger RNA. The record is from the annotation of a GenBank genome assembly. NCBI's taxonomy places the organism in Eukaryota, Metazoa, Annelida, Polychaeta, Dinophilidae.
GUAGUGGGUUUCGAAACCAGUCCACUGUCGUUAUUGAGACGCUUCUCUACACUAUGGUUAAGGUCUAAUAGGAAGAUAGCAGAUGAAAGUCGCUGGAAAGUAAUAGCGAAUUUAACAUAUUUAUAAGAGUUUAAAGGUAAAUGUCGUUGAAUGGUCUUUUUAUUUUCAUCAACAGUGAAUUUUUCACUCAAAUUGCUUUUAAGUAAAAACUUUAAUGUUCAAAAUUACAUUCCCUCUUAUAAUAUUUUGCAUUUAUGCUGCUAAAAUGGGAUUGUUAACAUCUAUAUUGAUUCUCUAAUCUCUUGACUCCCCCGUUUGUGAUUCACGUUCUAAUAUACAUUGUUGUAUUUGAAAUACUGUAUAUAUAUAUAUAUAUAUAUACUCAUAUUUUAUUGGUGUUCUUUAUUGACCCAAUUCGAGUUAUGAAUUGUACUUUAAGAGUGUUUGAAACUAAUUAAUAUCUGACUGUAUAAUAUUACAGUUGCCAUUUUUUUUAUGGGAAGGGCUAGACAGGUGGGCACUACUGAAAGGUUGAAAACUGGGUCUUGGGUAUUAAAUUCUAUUGGUAACCGGGUCAAAAAGUAGGAGAUCGGAAACUUUCCCUUUACUAUUGCGACAACCAUUGUGUUUGAAAUUCUACCAAAAUGUGGAAAAGCCCUUUAUGGUAAAUUUUAAUUGAAAACCUGAAACAGCUUGCGCUAUUUUUCCAGUAUUUAUGACAGAUAUAUUGAUUGUUUAAAUAUAAAGGUGUGUUUUUUUUUGGGUAUAUAGACAACACUUGUUGCUGUUAACAUCUGGAAUAUAUUUAAACUUCUGUCUUAACCGUUGAACUUUUACUCCUUCACCCCAACACUUGACACUUUCCCAUGAAAGAAAAAUUAAUAUAGCCCCAUUUACAUUUUUCUAUCGAUAUUUGCGUUUAACCUUUUAAUCUCUUUUUAAUUUUAUUAUAUAUGACAGAAUAAGAAGAAGAAUGAUAAAAGAGUGUCAAUAAGUUUUCAUAAAUAUAAAUCUGUUUAUAUAGAGUUUAAAAAGUACGAAACUAAACAACAUCAAUCUUUCCAACUAGAACAGAAAAACAUAUUUUGAUGCACUUAAAUAUUGUUUGGUUACUACUAGAGCCUACUAACAAAUUUUAUUUUAAACAUGUAUACUAGUGUAAUUAUUAUCAUUUCUAUAAAAUAGCAAUGGCAAGAAAUUUUAGAGAAGAUAAUCUGGAUGCACUUAUUAUAAAUGAAAGAUGUUUUCAUAUUCCUUACGGAGAUGAAGACGUCGAUGCCGAAGUACAUCAUCUGCAGCAGUAUCCAUCUGCAAAUAAUUCUAUUUAUAUUGCGCAAUCUUGUUGUCAGAGAGAUAGCCAUAGAAAGAAGAGGAAACAUAGGAAGCAUAAAUCUAAAUCUCAGCAAGGCACGUCGAGAGAAGGUGAAGAAGGGAAUGAACUAAAUAAUGGAUAUGAACAUGUCUAUUCAAGGCAAAUAAGUACUGAAUCCAGAGUAUCAGCUGAUGGUAGAGAUUUGACAAUUACUCAAAGAGAUGCGUCGAACGCUAGAAUAACAGAGAUACUCCAGAAUGAAGAUAAAAAAGCACAUACAAUAUUCUGUGAAAUGGAUGAACUUAGAAGAGAUGAAAUAAGCGGAGUUUGUACAUUCCACGAAACUGCACGAUGGUUAAAGUUUGAAGAAGAUGUUGAGGAGGAAGGUCAGCGUUGGUCUAAACCGUACGUUGCAUCUCUUCCACUGUAUUUUCUAUUUCAAGUACGAGAUUGCUUUACAAAUCGUACAGUAUUUUGCUUGGAUAUUGAAGUUAAUAAUAGAGCAGGAAUUCUAAAACAUAUACUCUCUGACUUGUGUCAAGAUCAAUUAAUUCCGUUUGAAAAGAAGGAGGAAGUCUUUCUAACAAUGAUGUCACAAGUUAUCCAUUUGCACGAAGUUACAAGACAACGUAAUGGAAUUCCGUUGUUCAAGCGUACUUUCUCUGAAAUUGCCAACAAUAAUAGAAAAGUUAACGUCAAUGGUAAUCUCGGAAGUAGAGGUAGUGAACAUAAUCUACUAGAUGGGAAUGUAACCAAUGGAGUCAUUCAUAAGCAAAAUACUCACUUUCGAAAGAAGAUACCUGCAGAUGCUGAAGCGAGUAACGUUAUGUUGGCUACAAUGGAUUUUAUAUCUGAACCAGUAGUAGGAAUAGCUCGUUUGAAAAAGAGUAUUCAUCUAGAGGAUGUUACCGAAGUAAGUGUUCCAACUAGAUUUAUGGUAAUUAUCCUUGGAUCGAUUAAUUAUAAAAAUGAAUUACACGAAAUUGGAAGGUGUAUAUCCACAUUAAUGGCCGAUAAUAUUUUUCAAGAGGUUGCUUAUAAAGCACUGGAUAAAAGUGAUUUCUUGGCUGGUUUUGAUGGAUUUUUAGAUGAGGUUACAGUGUUACCUCCAACUGAAUGGGAUCCAAAAAUAAAAAUAGAACCACCAAAUUCUGUUAGAGAUCCGGAAACUAGAAGGCAAUCGGUAAAAACUGGAAAUUUCAAAAAAUUACUUUUGAAUAUUGAUGAAGAAAAUGAAUGUGGCUAUCCAGAUGCUGGAUUAUGUAGAACAAAUCGUAUAUUUGGCGGUUUUCUUAAUGAUGUAAAACGAAGGAAGGGACACUAUUUAAGUGAUUUUAAAGAUGGCCUUCACAUUCAAUGUAUAGGAUCUCUUUUUUUCAUGUACUUUGCGUGCUUAACACCAAUAGUAACAUUUGGGGGAUUAUUUGGUGAUGCUACAGACGAGAAUUUGGGAGUUAUGGAGAGUAUUCUUGGAGCUACAAUUUGUGGUAUUGCUUAUCACGUAUUUUCUGGUCAACCUUUAAUAAUAUUAGGAGCAACAGGACCAAUUUUAGUUUAUGAAACAAUAUCUUAUCAAUUAUGCGAUGAAUGGAACUGGAAUUAUCUAUCAUUUAGAUUUUGGAUUGGUUUAUGGUGUUGUGCAAUAAUAAUAGUGAUUGUAGCUUUCGAUUUAUCAUUCUUAGUCCGUUAUAUAACGCGUUUUACAGAAGAAUCAUUUACGUUUCUAAUAGGAGCUAUCUUCAUUGUUGAAGCUUUCAGGAAUAUUUAUAACAUUAAGUAUAAGUUUCCAGUCAAUUUUCAUCCUAAUUGGCAACAUCCACCCGAUUAUUCUUGCCAUUGCCUUCCACCAUCGAAUAAUAGUUUUAAUAAUAUAACGGACAAGAAUAUCACUGACGAUUACUUUUACGUUUCCAAUUCGACGACAAACAAUAAUUUAUAUGUAAAUUAUUCGCAAUUAAACUACAAAAAUUGUCUUAGGAUGAAUGGAACUGCUAUUGGAUCGGGUUGUGGAGCAACGGUAUACAAAGAUAACAUAUAUUUUUUAUCAAUAAUACUAUUCGCUGGCACGUUUAUCGUUGCAAAAUGUUGUAAAUCCUUCAAAAGUACAAGAUUCUUUCCAGAAAGGGUUCGAGUGAUUAUAAGUGAUUUUAGCAUUUUUAUCGCUAUUGUCGUAUUUUGUAUUGUUGAUUAUAUAUUAGAUUUACCAACACCGAAACUAAUUGUUCCAGAUAAAUUUCGGCCUACAAGAGAAGAUAGAUCUUGGAUAAUACCACCGUUUAAUGAUAAUCCAAAAUGGACAUGUAUAGCAGCUUUAGGACCGGCUAUUGUUGCAACAAUUCUUAUAUUUAUGGAUCAGCAAAUAACGGCUAUAAUAGUCAAUCGUAAAGAGCAUACAUUAGUAAAGGGUAGUGCCUACCAUUUGGAUCUUUUAAUAGUUGGAUUAUUGAUUGGUCUGUGUUCAAUUCUUGGCUUACCUUGGUUCGUUGCGGAAGCGGUUUUAUCUAUAAAUCAUGUUAGAUCUCUAUCAAAAUUUUCUAAGUGUUCUAUACCGGGUGAAAAGCCAAAAUUUCUCGGUGUUCGAGAGCAAAGAGUUACUGGAAUUUUGGUUUUUGUUCUGAUAAGUCAAAGUAUAUUCAUGACGCCGUUAUUGAAACACGUACCAAUGCCUGUUCUAUAUGGAGUGUUUCUCUUCAUGGGAAUAUCAAGUUUAAGAGGGCUUCAAAUUGUUCAAAGAAUAUUAAUAUUUUUUAUGCCAAAGAAAUAUCAACCAAACCAUCCAUACCUCCGACACGUUCAGCUGAAACGCGUUCACUUGUUCACAUUAAUACAGGUAACAAUCAACUAGACGAUAUUUAUCAGUUAUUCUAGUUUGGAUAAAAAAUAGUAAUAACUUUUUAUUUGUUAGUUAUUUUGUUUAGCUCUUUUGUGGUUAGUGAAGAAAAUGCCACCCGCUUCAAUAGUAUUUCCGCUUUUGAUAUUAGGAAUGACAGCUAUUCGUAAAUUACUAAACAGUUUAUUUAGUAGAAACGAAUUGAAAUGGUUGGAUGAUAUUAUGCCUGAAAGUCACAGAAAAGACAGUGAUUCAAGAAGAACUCGAUUACAAUUGGAAGGCGAUGGCGAUACUAUUGAAGUUUCAAGGGGAACUGUAAAUUUUGAACUACCUGAUGGAAGAGUUCUUAAAAUACCAUUGGGAACGAUUCAUUACGAUCGCGAUACAAAGCAGUUAAAUAUCUGCGAAGAGAUAAAAACUAAAGUUGAAUCAUUAGACGAUCUAUUAAUGCAAUGUAAUAAAAAGAAACCUCAAGCACUGAAAUCGUUGCUAAGAAAAUCAAGUAACUUUACGGAGAAUGAUGAAGAGGAAAAUGUACAAAUUUUACCGGCCGUUACAAAACCAAUAGAUGAACCCGAUGGAAAGAAACCCAGAAGAAAUAGCGUCAAAUUUUUCAUAAACAAGAGUGACGAAGCAGCCGUAGAUUGUCAUAUUUAAAAAGAAGAUACCAUUCAUUCAAAUCUUCUUUCAUAUGACAAAAGGGAAAGAAUACGAUGAUUUAUUUUAAUCAUUUUAUACAUCAUAUAUCUAUUUUUAUCGUUUUAUUUUUUUACCUACUUUUUUUUUUGAUCUUAUCUUUUUAUAAAAAAAAUUAGCUUUAUAGAUAA